Molecule: messenger RNA, 1704 nt
Organism: Lottia gigantea (owl limpet)
Lineage: Eukaryota; Metazoa; Mollusca; Gastropoda; Lottiidae
Exons: 4
Coding region: 1-1704 (567 amino acids)
Biological process (GO): regulation of apoptotic process
Source: RefSeq, a predicted model, not a curated record
AUGAAUCCAAAACAGAAGGAAGUAUUACAGACUCAUCGAAACUUUGUUAUAAAAAAUAUUAUAUGGAAUGAUCAGUUAGCUGAAUUAUUAAAAAGUCAAGGUCUAGUUACAGAUAGUAUUCUUACUGAUAUAAACAAACAAGAGAGUCGAGAUGAGAAGGUCAAAGUCUUACUAGAAAGACUAGUAUUAAAGGCUGGUCAGGCAUACCAUAAGUUCUGUAAUGUCUUACAAGUUACCGGUCAUUAUUUCCUGGCAGAUUUCUUACGAGAUGAAGAAACAAACGAGACGGCCAAUGUCAAAGAUUUAGUUAAGAGGUUACCAUUUCUUGGUAAAGUUCUAAAAGAUAAUGAAAGAAAACUGGUGGAAUCGUAUGUUAUUGAAAAGAUUCAGUCAGAAACACUAAAGUACAUCUGGAAGAAUGAAGCCAGAGAAAAAGAUAAAGCUUUAGAUGCUAAAUUGAAACAACUAGAAACCGAAGUUUUGAUGAAAGAAAAAAGUAAAGAUGCGGACUCGAAAAUUAAUGAGCUGAAAGGCACUCUAAUGACAGCUAGUGAGGAAUGUGUUGUCUUAAAAGCUCAAAUCAAUGCGCUGAAAGCUGAAAUUCCAGCAAUACGAAAAGAACAUCAAGAGGAUUUGAACAAGCAAGUGAAAUUCAAUAUGGCUAAUGAAAAUUCGCUGAAAAAAGUAACGGAAAAAUUCGAACACGCUGACAAAGCUAUUACCAGAAUUCGAUUAAUGAUCAGGGAAGCUGUUACACCUCGAGAUAAUCGGACAGAAAAACCUACGUCCAUUCCUAAAGACAAUUUAACCUACUUGAUGGACGAUCUAGAGUUCCUGAUUUCUGAGUUCCGUCAACUGAUGGAAACCGAGUCUAAAUAUGAAGAAUUGAUCAAGGAACGUGAUUGGGUUCUGGUACAACUGGGAUUUAAUCAAACAGAAUCACCAACGCCGAGCCUCACUCAAGCAUUUAAAUCUUUCAUCACCCAAAACCAAGCACAAAUCGACGACCUCAAAACUGAAAUUGACAAAUACGACGAGAUGUUGCGAACUCAAACCGACAAGAUGUCCUUUAUUGAGAAUGCAAAGAACGACGAUGAGCGUAAAGUGACAAACAGUACCGCUGUCUGGCAGGCAGCCAUUAUGUCUGUCAUGAGGAGACAACUCCAAGAUGUUAAAGUCAGUAACCGGAAGAAGGACUCGAAUAUCCUGUUCCUUGAAGAGGAUAUAAAGAAGUUAAAAGAUAAGAUAGCCAAGCUGGAGAACACGUUAGAAGAACAGAAAGAAAAUAAUGUUACCAGAACCAAUGUUAUCACCAGUGAAGAUUGGAGUAAGCUUCGUGGAUCACCAUCACGAGAUCAGGUGGAUACGAACUUCCUCAAAUCCAUUGAUAGCGUGAACGCCAUGAACGGUGUCGACGUAUCGCUCAGUGAUUCUUCAGUGGGUUCUAAACCAGAGAGACAGAAACUCAAUGCAUUACCUCCUUUAAAAUACCCUACCUUUAAAAUGAAUCCAGGUUCCUCGGUGGCGCGUAUAUUAAAGGUGCGACCACAAGCUUCUAUGCCUAGGAAAUACGAAUCUCGGCCAAUUGGCGGGGUUCCUGAAGGUCUCCAUGCUGCUCAACUACAUCUAGAAAGUCGACGAGGUAAUCAAAAUAUACAUGGAAAUGGUUUAAGUGAAUUAAAAAGUUUCGCAAGAGAUAGAUAA